CAAACUAAAAUCACAACCUUUCAUUGCUCUAUCUCUCAAAAAAAUGAGACUUCAACUCCAUUUUCGUCACUCUAAUCUUCCAUUACUCAUUCAACAAAUCAAGAACAAUUCACCUAUUAAACCACCAAAAUUACCAUAUGGUAAAAAAGAAAUUUACAAUCUAGCUGCACCAAAAAGAAACAUAGCCAAACCAAUAACUCUACAAACUUUGCCCAAGUCCAAGAAUAUUUCAAGAAAUGAGACAAGCUCAAAACUUGUGGUAUUGGGAGCUGUAUCUGUUGGGGUAAUGUUUUUUUUAAUGGGCUUUGAUGAUAAAAAUAAAGCAUUGGCUUUAGGUCCUGAAGGUCCAUUAAUGGAAGAGUUUUGGGAUAACAUGAGGAGAUAUGCUAUUUAUGCAUUGACAGUUAGUACUGGUGUUCUUUGGGCUGUUUUUGAGCCUAUUUAUGAGCUUUUAAAGAACCCCAUUUCUGCUAUUUUAAUCUUGGUUAUUAUGGGUGGCAGUGUUUACAUUGUUUCUCAAGUGGUAUCAGCUAUGGUUGGUAUUACUGAUUUUAGUUAUGAUUAUAACUAUUAGAUUUAAGUUUUGUUUGUAUUCGGAGUUUCCCUGGGGUUGGUAAGGCGCAAUGAGGCUACCCUAGCCCAUUGAGUGCUCUGCCUCGGGCCAUCAACAUCAUGCGCUCUAUUGAAAUAGCUUUAGCGGAAAACCAGCUAUAUCCCAUCUUGGUUGGCCUUUCACCCAUAGCCUCACGUCAUAUGUAUAAAGAGGGAUUUUCCUUGUAUGUUUAUGCUUAAUUUCAGUAAGUGAUGCUAUAUAUAUUGCCUUCAACUUAAUAGUGUUGUGUUCUGUUUUGGUGUACUUUCUUGAUAGUUCAUUGUUAUAUAGUCAUAUUUGUGAGUGUGAA
Molecule: messenger RNA, 902 nt
Organism: Lycium barbarum (goji berry)
Lineage: Eukaryota; Viridiplantae; Streptophyta; Magnoliopsida; Solanales; Solanaceae
Exons: 1
Coding region: 44-574 (176 amino acids)
Source: RefSeq, a predicted model, not a curated record